UUACGCUGCCCAGACUACCAGAUAAAGUUCAUUGCCACUCUCUUCCUCGCCAACAGUAAGCAAAAGCAGGAACUUCUGAGAGAGAAAUGCUUGCCCAGAAGCAGAGGAGAAGUUGGAAGAAGAUUGCUGUCCAUAUUAAUGAAGAACACGUUGAAACCUUUCACAAAGAUCUCGCUUUUACACUGGACACAUUGGCUUCACCAAGUUUACCCAAGAUAGAUGAUGACCUAAAAGGAACUGUAACCAUGAAUGAAGAAAACAUAGAUGGAACAAAUGGAUGCAGUAAAGUCAGAACUGGUACUCAGAAUGAAGCAGCAUUACUUGCUUUGAUGGAAAAGACUGGUUACAACAUGGUUCAAGAAAAUGGGCAAAGGAAAUUUGGUGGUCCUCCUCCAGGUUGGGAAGGUCCACCUCCACCUAGAGGCUGUGAAGUUUUUGUAGGAAAAAUACCUCGUGAUAUGUAUGAAGAUGAGUUAGUUCCUGUAUUUGAAAGAGCUGGAAAGAUAUAUGAAUUUCGACUUAUGAUGGAAUUUAGUGGUGAAAAUCGAGGGUAUGCUUUUGUGAUGUACACUACAAAAGAAGAGGCCCAAUUAGCCAUCAGAAUUCUUAAUAAUUAUGAGAUUCGACCAGGGAAGUUUAUUGGUGUGUGUGUAAGCUUGGAUAAUUGCAGAUUAUUUAUUGGAGCUAUUCCUAAGGAAAAGAAGAAAGAAGAAAUUUUGGAUGAAAUGAAGAAAGUUACAGAAGGAGUUGUAGAUGUCAUUGUUUAUCCAAGUGCAACUGAUAAGAGCAAAAAUCGUGGUUUUGCAUUUGUUGAAUAUGAAUCUCACAGAGCUGCUGCUAUGGCUAGGAGAAAACUAAUUCCAGGUACAUUCCAACUAUGGGGCCAUACCAUUCAGGUAGAUUGGGCUGACCCGGAGAAAGAGGUUGAUGAGGAAACCAUGCAGAGAGUUAAAGUUCUCUAUGUAAGAAAUUUAAUGAUCUCAACUACAGAGGAAACUAUUAAAGCAGAAUUCAACAAAUUCAAACCUGGUGCAGUUGAACGAGUAAAGAAACUUAGAGAUUAUGCUUUUGUUCACUUUUUCAACCGAGAAGAUGCAGUGGCUGCUAUGUCUGUUAUGAAUGGAAAAUGCAUUGAUGGAGCAAGUAUUGAGGUAACACUGGCAAAACCAGUAAAUAAAGAAAACACUUGGAGGCAGCAUCUUAAUGGUCAGAUUAGCCCUAAUUCUGAAAACCUGAUUGUGUUUGCUAACAAGGAAGAGAGCCACCCAAAAACUCUAGGCAAACUGCCAACUCUUCCAGCUCGUCUCAAUGGUCAGCAUAGCCCAAGCCCCCCUGAAAUUGAAAGAUGCACUUAUCCAUUUUUUCCUGGAACAAAGCUUACUCCAAUUAGUAUGUAUUCUUUAAAAUCCAAUCAUUUCAAUUCUGCGGUAAUGCAUUUGGAUUAUUACUGCAACAAAAAUAAUUGGGCACCACCAGAAUAUUAUUUAUAUUCAACAACAAGUCAAGAUGGGAAAGUACUCUUGGUAUAUAAAAUUGUUAUUCCUGCUAUUGCAAAUGGAUCCCAGAGUUACUUUAUGCCAGACAAACUGUGUACUACAUUAGAAGAUGCAAAGGAACUGGCAGCCCAGUUUACAUUACUUCAUUUGGACAGGGAACACAAUCUCUUCAGCCUGGACCUAUGUAGAAGAAUUUGGAGAAAAUAAACAGGUCCUUAUUGAUGUUGCUUGAGCUUAUUCUCCUGCAGUUGAUCUCAUUCCUGUUGGCUAAAUAUUAAGUCCCAUGACAACAUUAAGUUAAUGCUCAUAUGUUUUAGGCCUCAUCUGUAAUACCAGGAAAAUAUAGAAAAAACUUGACUUGUACAUUAUAUUACCUAAUUCCUUUUCUUCCAUUCCUAGAAACACCAUAACUUUUAUAAAUAAUCAUUUUAUAGUCAUUGUUAGACCCUUGGCUUAUUCUACCCUAAAGAACAUAGUUGAGUUUUUGGAAAGUACAGGAUUUACAAAUUUGGUCUUUAAUAUUCAUACACACAUAUAAACAUUACAGUUAAUGAAGCAGGAAAUUAUUGAUGCAUAAGAUGCAUGUUUAUUGUGAAAUAGUAAUAUUUCAAAUAUAACUGGUUUUUAAAAAAUAAUUUGGUCUUAAUUUUUGGAUUUUUCUAUCCAUAAGUUGAUAAUGGUUUCUUGAAGUUUACUUUAUAAACAUGAUUCAUUUUACUGUUUUAUGGUACAAGUAGGAACACUAAUGUUAAAUUGGUGUAUUGAGUUAUACAGAUGUUAAAUUGGUAUUUAAAUAAUGAAAUAUUGGACAGUUAGUUUACACCAAAUGUUUUUGCAGUCCAAGGGAGGAUGUUUCUGCUGGUUUGAUGCCUAAUACAGUUUAAAAAAACUAAGCAAAUAUGAAUUUGCUGUUUUUUAUCUUUUCUUCAUGGACUAUCCCUUAGCAUCAGAACCAAAUUUAAAAGGAGCUGCAUUGUGGGACAAGAGAAAUCAGAGGUUCUCUUUUAUCUGUGAUCAAAACCACACAAAACAAUUAAGAGAUUUGCAAGUAAAAGAUACCCAAGAAUGCAUUCUAGUAAGAUCUCUGAAGUGUUGUGUCAGUGAAAGGAACAGGACUGACUGAUAAAACUAUCAGGAUUUGCAGGGCUGUUAAUGUUGAAACAGUCUUUACCAGCGAAAUAGUAUUAGCAGGAUUUUGAAUGUUAGAACAUUAUGUUAGACUCUAAUUAUAGUUUUCAUGCUUUGUCUCUUUGAAUUAAAUUUGUUUCCAUAAAGAUGUGCAGCAUAAUUGUUCAUGUA
Zalophus californianus (California sea lion) is the source of this 2795-nucleotide messenger RNA. RefSeq names its product RNA binding motif protein 46 (gene RBM46). The record is from RefSeq and is a predicted model, not a curated record. Gene Ontology annotation, molecular function: mRNA binding. Gene Ontology annotation, cellular component: nucleus. Bases 87 to 1703 code for a protein of 538 amino acids. NCBI's taxonomy places the organism in Eukaryota, Metazoa, Chordata, Mammalia, Carnivora, Otariidae. The transcript has 7 exons.